AUGCGCUUCUCAUCAGCCAUCCAAGUUGCUGCUCUUGUGGGCUUGACUUCAGGUCGAUCAAUCCCUGGUGAUCAUGUCGUCCACGAGAAGCGCGCCGUCCCGAAUCCCAAGUUGCACAAACGAGUUUCCCCCGAUGUUGUGCUUCCCGUCAGAGUGGGCUUGAAGCAGAAUGUCAAGGCAAUGGAGCAGGCAGAGGACUGGUUGACGGAAGUUUCUCACCCCGGCUCUUCUUUAUACGGCAAACAUUGGACUCUGGAUGAGGUGGUUGAAGCCUUCAAGCCUUCUGACGAUGCUGUUGAGACGGUGGCUGCUUGGUUGAUCAAGUCGGGUAUCUCUAAAGAGAGAAUCACUCACAGUGAUAACAAAGUGUGGCUGGCUUUUGAUGCCACUGCUGCAGAAGUCGAGAGCCUUCUGAAUACAAAAUACUUCCAUGAUGAUCGAGACCGCGCUCUAGUCGCUACUCACGAAUAUCAUCUACCAGAGCAUGUCUCAGAACAUGUCGAUUACAUCACUCCCGGAGUCAAGGGUACUCUCAUGGAGCUUCGAAAAAGGGAUAAGAGAUCAUUCGAAGCUCACCUCAAUUUCAAUCCUCAUCGCCGACAACAACAGGUUAGGCCUUUCCCUAAGCUACCAAAGAAGUCGUCACCAGAUGAUCUUUCAACUUGCGAUCAAACCAUUACGCCCAAAUGCUUGCAGGCGCUUUACAACUUCGAAGCACCCGAUCCUCACGCCAAAGUCAGCAAGAACAACUCGCUCGGCGUCUUUGAACAAGGCGAUGUUUAUUCUCAGCCAGACUUUAACGCAUUCUUUGCCGAAUACACCCCAUACAUUCCCAACGGCACUCAUCCCGCUUUGGACUCCAUUGAUGGUGCCAAGGCUCCCGUGUCGCAAGGAAACGCUGGCGGUGAAAGCAAUCUCGACUUUGAACUUGCAUAUCCCAUCAUCUACCCUCAGACUACAACUCUCUUCCAAACCGACGAUGCAUUCUACGCCCAACAAUUCACUGGCGUCUUCAACACCUUUUUUGACGCCCUUGACGGCUCCUACUGCACCUACUCUGCCUUUGGAGAGACGGGCAACGAUCCCACGCUUGACCCUGUAUAUCCCGAUACGCACUCUGGUGGUUACAAAGGCCCUCUCAUGUGUGGCGUCUACAAGCCUACCAACGUAAUCUCCAUCUCAUAUGGCGUUCAAGAGAGCGAUCUCCCCGCAAACUACCAGAAGCGCCAGUGCCAGGAGUUCUUGAAACUUGCUCUACAGGGCGUGUCUGUCUUUGUAGCCAGCGGCGACACUGGAGUGGGCGGUUAUCCUGGAGAUACCGAUGCAGACUUUUACGGUUGUCUACGAGAUGAUGAUGUCUUUUCUCCCACGCAUCCCAACAGCUGCCCGUGGUUGACAAACGUUGGAGCAACAAAGGUUUACCCCGGAAAGACCGUCCAUGAUCCUGAGAGUGCUGUCUUUGAUCCCAGCCCUUCUUUUAACUACAGCAGUGGCGGUGGCUUUUCCAACAUCUACCCAAUCCCCAACUACCAACAAAAAGCCGUCGCCAACUAUUUCAAGAAAUACAACCCGUCAUACCCAUACUACGAAAAUGGCCAAUACGAAAACAGCACAGGCAUCUACAACCGGAAUGGACGAGGCAUUCCCGAUGUGGCAGCAAACGGUGAUAACAUUGCAGUCUGGGUGCAAGGCCAGAAGGGACUCUCUGGCGGCACAUCUGCCUCAGCGCCUAUUUUCGCAUCGCUGAUUAACCGCAUUGUGGAAGAGCGCAUCAAGAUCGGAAAGGGACCGUUGGGACUCAUCAACUCAGCGCUGUACGAGAACCCAGGAGUGUUGAACGACAUCACGAACGGAACCAACCCUGGUUGCGGCACCCUUGGAUUCAAUGCUACCAAGGGAUGGGAUCCUGUUACUGGAUUGGGCACACCCAACUAUCCCAAGCUGCUCGAGUUGUUCUUGAGCUUGCCUUGA
This is a messenger RNA of Trichoderma aggressivum f. europaeum, 1971 nucleotides long. RefSeq lists its product as uncharacterized. Lineage: Eukaryota; Fungi; Ascomycota; Sordariomycetes; Hypocreales; Hypocreaceae. Gene Ontology annotation, biological process: proteolysis. The record is from RefSeq and is a predicted model, not a curated record. Bases 1 to 1971 code for a protein of 656 amino acids. The transcript is spliced from 2 exons. Gene Ontology annotation, molecular function: tripeptidyl-peptidase activity; serine-type endopeptidase activity.